AUGACGUCGCUGCUAGCGUCCGGAAUCAUAACGCCUGUCGCGGAUAUGUACAGGUACAUAGCGUCUUUACGGGACCCCCGCACGGAAGGCUGGACCCUCGUGGCUGAUGCCAAGUUUGUGUUCCCGCUGCUGUUCGGCUACAUCUACGUGGUCAAGAUCGGCGGCCCGCGAUGGAUGAUGAAUCGCAAGCCGUUCGAGCUCAAGCCCCUCAUCAUGGUGUACAACUUGGCAAUGGUCAUCUUCAACACGUUCUUCUUUUACCAAUACACUCGGCACUCGUACCUUGGAGGAGGGUACAACGUCUUCUGCCAGGGCGUCAGCUAUUCCCGUGACCACAACGCAAUGACCAUUCUCGAACUGACGUGGUGGUACCUGUUUGUGCGCAUCGCCGACUUCUUCGACACCUUCUUCUUCCUGGCGAGGAAGAAGUUCUCCCACAUCACCGUGCUUCACGUUCUUCAUCAUUUUCUCGUGGUGUUCAGCGGCUGGCUGUGGAUCACCUUCGGCUGCGACGGCCAGGUGCUGAUGGGCAUCUGCUUCAACUCGUUCAUCCACAUCAUCAUGUACUCGUACUACUUCCUCAGCGCCCUCGGUCCCGAGGUGCAGAAGUACCUGUGGUGGAAGAAGUACCUCACCCGUCUGCAAAUCUUCCAGUUCGUCUUUCUUACCCUACACGUGUCGAUACCGAUCUUCUACGACUGUGGCUAUCCGAAGAUACUUACCGUGCUCGCGUCGGCCCAGGGAACCCUGGGACUGGUGCUCUUCAUCAACUUUUACAUCAACGCGUAUGCUUCAAACCGGAACUUGGACUUCUGCACAGUGCAAGGAGACAAAAGGGAUUGAUUCUACUGACGCACGUGAUGCUUUGAGUCGUGAGUGCAAAUGACGGGGCCUCACGGACGGCGGCUUCGGCGAACAGCACCGUCAUGGGCUUCGAGUCUAGUUGUAAAAUGUGAGCUGAACUGCAGACUGGAACAUGAGCUUCAUCAAUGACAAGGUUUAGAGUUCGAAUUUACAAAGCCCUUCAUUCGUAAGGACCAUUUUUUUCAUUGUAUAUUUUUGCAUGAAAUUUUUCUUACAAAGUGGUUUUACGGACAAAGGGCUUUGUGAAUCGGGUUCCUUACCUUGUUGGUACGUACCUUGAAUUUUUAGUUGGUCAUACCUGCGCCCACAAUUGUGCCGUGAUCAUUGUGUUAUUCACUGCUGUUAGUUGAUGUGAGGUCUCAUUAUUUGUGUACUUGUGACAUAAUAUAUUAUAACCUGCAGCUAUUGCGAAGUUUUAUACUUGAGCAACCAUUUCCAACCGUUAUAACAGAGGCAUUGUCUUUCGUAUAGAUAUUGCAUUCUUACCAACGUUAAGUUUGCAUUUUAGAGUAUAACGCCGUGAACCUAACAUUGUAUUGACGCCAUUUCUUUAUUUAUAGAAAUAGAAAUUUUAUACUCUCAUGGGUAGCUGCAAAAUGAUAAAGCUAUUUCGCAAAGAAUGAAUUGACCAGAUGACCUUCAUGAUCUUCUAGAAAGAAUUGCUUUAAUCAGCAAGUACAACGUGUGCACACUAAUUUUUUGAAGGUCAAGCACAGUGCAUUGGGAACGGACACUAAACCACACAGUUCACACAAGUUCACUUAAUAAAAAUAGAAAUAGCGGAAAUCGAUGGAUGAAAUUGUUAAUCCUGGUUUAAUUGCGACAGAGAGCUAACUAGUCAAUGUAACAAAAAAGCUGUGUGAACUAAGUUUGGUCCUUCGACCAGUUCCAAUCACUAAGGGAACAUGAGAGCGCUUGUUUUGACAGGUUUCUUGUGUGAUUCGUGUCACGAAUAAAGAUUGUAAACGCCUGUGACCACGU
Rhipicephalus microplus (southern cattle tick) is the source of this 1845-nucleotide messenger RNA. RefSeq names its product very long chain fatty acid elongase AAEL008004. Lineage: Eukaryota; Metazoa; Arthropoda; Arachnida; Ixodida; Ixodidae. Gene Ontology annotation, biological process: sphingolipid biosynthetic process; fatty acid elongation, polyunsaturated fatty acid; fatty acid elongation, monounsaturated fatty acid. Gene Ontology annotation, cellular component: endoplasmic reticulum membrane. The record is from RefSeq and is a predicted model, not a curated record. Gene Ontology annotation, molecular function: fatty acid elongase activity.